Molecule: messenger RNA, 1860 nt
Organism: Camarhynchus parvulus
Lineage: Eukaryota; Metazoa; Chordata; Aves; Passeriformes; Thraupidae
Gene: CD6
Product: CD6 molecule
Exons: 11
Cellular component (GO): membrane
Source: RefSeq, a predicted model, not a curated record
AUGGGGGGGCUCUGCCUGCUCUUGGUGGCUCUCUCUGCUGUGGCACCUGCACGAGAAACGACGUAACCUCCCAACACUCCGGCAGGGAGCACCUUGGUGACACCGGCUCCCAGAGCGCUGCGGCUGGCGGGCGGCCGGAGCCGCUGCGAGGGCCGUGUGGAGCUGCAGCAGGAGGGGACCUGGGGCACGGUGUGUGACGAUGGCUGGGACAUGCCCGACGCCGACGUCGUGUGCCACCAGCUCCGGUGCGGCCGCGCCGUGAGAGCCCCCGGCAACGCCACCUUCGGCCGCGGGCACGGCCCCAUCCUCCGGGAUGAGGUGGGAUGCCAGGGACACGAGCAGGACCUCUGGGACUGCCCGGCCGUGCUGGAGCACGACUGCAGCCACAAGGAGGACGCCGGCGUAGUUUGCUCAGAGCACCAGGAGUGGCGGCUCUCCGGAGGCCGGGAUGGGUGUGCCGGCAGGGUGGAGGUGUUUUUCCGAGGCACUUGGAGCACGGUGUGUAACAGCACGUGGUACGACACGGAGGCCACGGUGCUGUGCCGGGCGCUGGGAUGCGGGGAUGCGCUCCAGCGGCUGGCCUUCACACACACGCUCCCCGGGAAGAUGACGUACAUGUGCGGGAUCCUGCAGCCCUCGCUGGCGCAGUGCCACUGGACCUUCAACAAAUCUGCUCCCUGUUACCAAUCCUGGGCCGCCGGGGUCAUCUGCCACGGCUCCCAGGGUUUGGAGAUGCCAGUGCCCACAGUGGCUGAGGUGACGCCCAGGAAUGUCACUGUCCUGCAGGCCGAGGAGGGGACCCCGACCUUGGGGACACCACCAGUGGACAGUCCCCUCUUUGUCCUGUGCCUGGUGCUGGCCACGCUGCUCCUGCUCUCCGUGCUGGCCUUUUCCGCUGCCCUGCUGAGGCUGAGGAAGAGGAGUGCCAUGUCCUCCUUGGGAAUACCCAUGCCAGUCCUGGUGACCCACAGUUCCCAGAGCCCCAACGCACCCUCCGGGAUCCCCAACGACUACAGGGAGACUCCCACCAGCCUUCCCAAAGGAUCAGGUGGGUCUGGCAGGUCGCCCCAGGGGCUGUGGGGCCAGAGGUGCCAGGUGGUGACAGAUGCCACAUCCCCUUGUCACCCCCUAGACUGUCUGGCCAAAGUCAUUUCCAAGGAUUCUGAUUCCGACUCGGAAUAUUAUGAGUUCAGCAGCAAGCCUCCCAUCGCCCUGUCCACCUUCUACAACUCCCUGCGCCGGCAUCCCAGGGAGGACCUUCUCCCUCCGAGACCCAGCCAGGAGCGGAUGGAGCCAUUUCCUCAGGAUGGUAUGGCACAAGAGCCGGCCAGGCCGAGUCCCCCUCUCCGCAGCUCCUCCAGUUCAUCCUCAUCCAUGGAGCCCUAUUGGAAUGGCAGCAUUCCCCCCACUGCCCAUGGCUACGGCACAGCUGCCCCGGCAGUGCCUGCCCCAGUGCCCUCCCAGCCCUGGGCACCUGCAGCUCCGGCAGAUCCCGAUCCUGAUCCCGACGGCAGCUCCAGCACCUCCUCGGGGGAGUGGUACGAGAACGUGCAGGAGAGGGAGCCCCCUGAGGACCCCUCCUCACAUCCAGGUGAGGAUCCUGCGCUGCUGAACACGGGGAGGAUCCCGACUUUUCCGAGGGCAGCGACUACGACGACAUCCAGGACUCUGCCUACUGAGCCUGUCCCACCACUCCAGAGGCCAAAUCUCCUGGAAUUCUCCAGCUAUCUCCUCCAGAAUUCUCCAGCCCUCUCCUCUGUGCUGCCAUUAAAAGUUUUUCCCACCGUGUCCCUUGUCCACAGGGGUGUCACCAGCCCUGCAGUGAGGCUGGGCCACCAAGGGCUCCCACUCAUCCACUAA